Aedes aegypti (yellow fever mosquito) is the source of this 6858-nucleotide messenger RNA. RefSeq names its product endoplasmic reticulum aminopeptidase 2. NCBI's taxonomy places the organism in Eukaryota, Metazoa, Arthropoda, Insecta, Diptera, Culicidae. Gene Ontology annotation, biological process: proteolysis; peptide catabolic process. Gene Ontology annotation, cellular component: cytoplasm. Bases 1294 to 4623 code for a protein of 1109 amino acids. Gene Ontology annotation, molecular function: zinc ion binding; metalloaminopeptidase activity; peptide binding. The record is from RefSeq and is a predicted model, not a curated record. The transcript is spliced from 11 exons.
ACACAGCAGCAAGGGUGGCUUUCGCUUUCUUCGAUACCUCCACACAAUCGCGUCCGGGAGUCGAGAGCAUAGCAUAGCAUAGCAUUUCGUCGGUUCACAUGUUGUGUGUACCCAAAGGAUCAAAGGACACUGCCUCAGCAGCACUCAGCACUUAGUGUGAGGUGAAGAAAAUCAGUUUCCGCACAAACCUGACCUUUUAGUGUCGCGUGAAGAAAACGCGGCGGCCCCUCACGCACAAUCGGGAAGAAAAUGGACUCCCAACUCCCACCGGAGACGGAAACAUCAAACGUAGCAGCACCUGAUAGUUGUUUAGUGGACUAUUUGGAAAGAGUCGGUGAAGCAGUUCGUGGCUUAUCAGUUUGGGCACAGUUCGGUCAUCUCGGUAGGCUGUGAAUGUUUGUUGGGGAAACGGAGGGCUUGGAUUUGGAGUCAAAGUUCAACUUCGCACAGUAGGGGGAAUCCUGCAUCGAAGUAGACUGGAUUACUUGGAUGCUGUGCGACAAUGGUGUCAUUUUGGGUGUGAAAAUCAUAAUGCAGAACGAUAAAUCGACGACGAACAAUCAGUGAACGUAGGAACAAGUGCGUAGCAGAAACUACAAUCAUUUUGUGAACUAGAAGUCUCUGUCUCUUUUCGGAAUAGUGUAUCCACGUAGAACCAUCAUCAUCGUCUCUAGGAAAUUGAUGUGCCUUCAGAACUUUUAACUGGUCACCCUCCAUCGAUAGAAAUCCAAGAAAAGCAGGCGAGCAACCGAGCGUAGCAACAUAGCAAGCCGUGAAUUUCAAGUCCCCUUCUGCAAAAAAUAAUAACCAUAUUAUCGCGGUAUCCUACCAACCAUCACACCCCGCCACGAGGUACAUUUUACUAGCGCUUAUUCUACCAGCAGUGCGUAACAGCAUCUUAAAUGUUUAGGGAAGAAACAUCAGCAGAUAUUUAGCUCUUCGUAACUUCUAGUAAGCUUCUCAAACGCAAAUGGCAACUAUUGUGCAUCUUUUAACGUAAUCAUCAUAUCAAAACCGAUAUCUUUACUUCAACAAAUAUUAUACACUUAUAUAAUCAUAUCGACAAUUUAUAUAUACACAAACACAAAUUUUAUCUCACGUAGCUGGCUAGACAUAUGCAAAUAGGAGAGGCAAACGGUAGUGGUUUUAAAGUGGGUACACCAAUCAACGUCAACAAGUGGGCCCAAAGAAGAUAUUUCUUAAAAUCGAUUUAAAUAACAAAAAAGAGAGCACAAACUUUCGUUCCCCCCCCAUCUUCAAUUUUCGAGACACAACCAACCAACAUAGCACACCAUGAAGCGCCGGAACGACUACAAGGUGGCCAUGGCCGAAAGUAUGGAGUUGGAACCGCUCGGUGGCAUGGACAAACCUUCCGACACCAAGCGGAAUGGUAUUAACAAGUACGGUGGCGAUAGUACCAGCGGUCGUCCAGGACGGGAAGGCGUUGCUGUUUGUUCACAGAAGCGAGCACUAUGCGUGACGGCCAUUGUACUGGGCACCCUGCUUGCCACCGCCCUGGUGAUAGCCUACGCCGGGCCCCAAAGCGUGUGCCCCUGUGCCGGCAAGAUCCCACCCGGGUUCGUCGUGGAGGGAUACAACAGCUCGGAACCCUUCCAGCCGAUUGCCACCAAUGGGCAACCGUUUCCCUGGCUGCUGCCAACACUGCCGAACAACGUCCGGCCCAAUCGGUACAUGCUGACGAUCCACCCGAAUCUAACGACGUUGGAUGUUAAGGGUCAAGUUACGGUUGAGUUCUACGUCGAGAAGGAGACCAAUUUCAUCGUGCUUCACGCGCAAGAUCUGAACAUCACGGAAAAGGCUUUGGUGGGACCAAAAGGAUAUGCGCUGAAGAUCUUACGAAUACUGGAGUAUCCACCGAGGCAGCAGUUGUACAUAGAGCUGAGGGAUAAGCUUCGUAAGAAGACCAAUUUUACCCUGAGCAUUCGGUGGUAUUCGAAGAUGAUCACCGAACCGGAUGGAUUCUUUGUAGAUGUCUUUGAACCAGAACCGGACGUUAAGAAGAUACUGGCAGCGACUGUACUGAAGCCAGGAAGCGCCCGCAAAGCAUUCCCUUGCUUCGAUGAGCCUCAUCUAAGAGCGUCGUUCAGGAUAUCCCUGUUCCGUGAUCGAUUCCACAUAGGACUGUCGAACUCGAUCGUGCAGGAUACGGAUGACGUUGGAUUCUACAUGGGAACGGGAUUGCUACGUGACGACUUUGCCGAGACGCCACCUCUUCCACCGAACAUGAUCUCGUGGGUAAUCAGCAGCUUCAAGCGUCAACUGCUGGACCCAUCGCCCAUCUACCAAACGGUCAACAUCACCAAAGACACUCACAAACCGCUACUGGAACCGACGAAGCCGCCACCAAAACUGACAAAGGCGGAAAAGAAGCCAUUCCGCAACCUAACUGCCGUCCUACUGUCGAAGAACCUCUUCAAACUGACGAACAAUCAACCACCUAGCACCGCAAAGCCGUCUGCCGCGAACGAAUCCAGUAGCGACGGAACCGUUGCCGCUCAUGCAAUUCAGGGAAAUCAUACCAACGGCAACGGUACCGAAACCAAUCAUACCAUAGCCAGUGACGCAUUAGAAAUCAAAACGGCACCGGCUUACUCAUUCUACGCUCCGCAGCCUUACGUUGACAAAGGCAGCUUCGUACUGCACACAUCCAGGGACAUCCUGGAAUAUCUGCAGCAAUGGUUGGGAGUAGCGUAUCCACUGUCAAAGCUAGACUUCAUCGUGCUACCGACUCUCAACGAUGACCUGACAAGCUCUCUGGGGUUGAUUGUACUCCGGAUGUCAUUUCUGAACUCACCCGAAGAGGUAUCCACCAAAGACUACCACAUGUCUGUGGUGAAGAUAUCGGAAGGAAUCAUAAAGCAAUAUUUUGGAGGACUUAUUUCUCCGAAAACUUGGAAACAUGUCUGGCUAUGGGAGGGCAUCAUCAAGUAUCUAAGCAGGUUCAUCCUGACACCAAUCCGACCACUUUGGCCAAUGAACGAGUUGUUCUUGAUCGAGACCACUACGCGAGCUCUCGAUAUUGACGCCCUGCAAGGUUGGGAGAGUAUCAGCCACGGAACAUCCGACACCGGAGAUAACGAAGACUUCUACAUAGACAAAUCGGCAACGAUGCUGUCCAUGUUACAAUCGGCCAUCGGAGAAGCGAACUUCCGGCAGUGUUUGGGCAAGUUCAUCAAGGCAUUCAAGUUCAUGACGGCGGAACCCACGGACCUGUGGUCGAUUUGUGCACGGCAGGUCAACAGUAGCAAAAACGUCAAGGAGAUGAUGAACUACUGGACUAACUUGGCGGGAUUCCCGUUGGUGAACGUUAGCCGAGAGGGCGACGAACUUCACAUCACUCAAGUUCCGUUUGCACCCGCCGAAUUUUUGGCCAUCCACGACGAUCCGAACGCCGAAGAAAACGAUUCACUGUCCACUACGACAACGACUACGACGACGGUAGCUCCGCCCACUGCCAAGGACAGCAAGAGACGUACGCGGUGGACCUUCCCCAUAAGCUACGUGACCAGCAACAGCGAACAACUGCCAAAAACGAUUUGGUUCAAUUCAACUGAAACCAAAAUUUCACUCGAUCACUCGCCGAAAUGGAUAAAGCUGAAUCACGAUCAAACGGGUUAUUACCGGGUGCUCUACGAUGAGGACAAUUGGAUCAAGUUGGUCGCACAGCUCCAAAUCAAUCAUCACAUCUUCAACACGCAGGAUCGCGUCGGAAUAGUCUCGGACAUCUUCACCCUGUGCCACGCGAACCUUCUCCGGUGCGAUUACGCGAUGGAUUUGAUAUCGUACUUCCCGAAGGAGCAGGACUGGGGCCCGGUCCUAGUCGGGCUUAAGCACCUAGAGAAAUGGCGCAAGAUUCUCAAGUACUCCGAGUGCUAUCUGGUCCUGGCAGAGUACAUCCGGCAGAAUCUCGCCAAAUCGAUCCAGGAACUGACCUGGAACGACACCGGCAAAGAAGAGCUGAAGCUUCUGCGGCCGACGGUGCUGCUGAGCGCUGUACUCUGGGAGGAACCGGACGCGAUCCGGAACGCCAAAGAGUUGAUGAACGAUCAAGCCAAUAUCCCGCCGAAUUUGCGAUCGGUGGCCUAUGUAGGGUCGGUUCUUUCCGGGGAGAUCCGCUACUGGCAGGACUGCUGGGCGCUGUACAAUGCGCUUCGUCGAGAGAAGGACGUCGGUUCGGAAGAGCGAAUGGAACUUCUGCGAGCGCUGGGCGUCACGAAGGAUGCCUGGCUGCAGAACCGCCUGCUGUCGCACGUGAUAACGCUCCCUGUGACGGAGAUUGUCCAGGUGCUGCAGGCGAUCGCCGGUACUCCCACCGGAGGAGCGAUGGCCUGUCGGUUCCUGCAGGCCAAGUGGCUCGAUUUCCAGUCGAAACUGGGCAAGGGCAGCGUCAACUUUGCCCGGGUGAUAUCGGCCAUCACGCAGUACGGUUCGACCAAGUUCGACUAUGAUGAGCUGAAAUCCCUGGUGGAACGCUUCGGUGACGGACCGGGCAUGAAGAUCCUCAACAUGACCCUCAGCAUGGUGGCGGCCAACGUCGAGUGGGUCAGCCGUUCGCAGUCGUCCAUCUACAGCUGGAUCGAAACCAAAUACUCGGAGAAGUAAAGCCCUGUUAAGGACACCGCAUUGAGUGGAAUUUGAGAGGCGCGAGAUCACGUAUGAAUCAGAGCAGACAGAGGAUCGCGGAACAAAACGAUGUACAUCUAUUUUUGGGUUUUUAAUUUUUCGAAUCUAUAGAGCCAUAAACAGUAGACGUGUAACACAGAGUCACAAAAGUGUGAAUGGGACGGAAAAUGACGACAAAGAACAAAUUUUAGAAACACAAAACAAAACAAAGCGGAGAGAUCGAGAUCGGUAUGAGCGGGAGAUUUUUCAAGAAUGCGUGCGCGAACAAUUUAAAACGCUAAGAAAAUCAGAAUGCAUUUAUCUGUAGUACAAUCUCUGGUAGCAGAAUUUUUAAUCCAACUAUAUGAAAAUGGGAACGACUCUUCCAAAGACACAAAAAACGGGCAAACCUGUGUAGACGGUGUUCAGCUGUGUAAAUGUGAAUGCUGUUUUUUUUGCGUUAGGUCUUGAUCGGUGACAGCAAUCUAAUUUUCCACAUUUGCAAUAGCUUCGUAUUCGAAAAUGGGACUGAUUUGUAUCAUUCAUUAUUAAGCCGCUAUUACAGAUUCAUAGAACCUAGCAUCAUUCGUAGCAUUAGAAUAGACGGAAAGUGCGACGAUUCGACUAAACUAAUCGCAAUAAGAGGCAACUACUUAGCUUUGACAGUAAAAAGACAUUUAUUCCCAUCAUUAGUUAAAAAAUGCCGGUCUACGGGCUUAUUAGGAUUACACCUGUGAAUCAUCGUCGUCAUCGUAGAAGACAAGGUCCACUUGUCAUCGAUGGCAAUGAGGAAAUGGAUUUGACACGCAACCCCCCAAAAACGAUUUCGGUUCCGUAGAUAUAUACUUAGUUGACGAACCAGAGAGAAAUAGCUAUGAUCAAAACAAUACAGUCAGAGAAGCUAGUAAAAAAUCUUCGGUUGCAUUCGUGUGUGAAGAGGAGGAAAUAUGUAUAGCAGAAGGAAAAUCGUUCACCAUUCCCCUUAUAUUAAUGAUGAUUUCCUAACUUCUACAUAAGGCAUGACAUUUGGAAGGCACGUGAGAUUAGCGACGGAUAGGGAAAGACGUGAAACUUACAAUGGGGUAGAAGAGCAGGUGUGUGAUAUGAGAAGGCGAUUUCCGAAUCGCAUUUAAGCAGUAUUAAGACGGAAAGCGGAAAAAACCAGUUUCCCUAGUCUACUACUAAGAGCAGAGACGUUUCUUAGCAUAUAUUUACGUUACAGAAAUUUGAAGUUACCAGGAUGGAGAUUUAACUUUAUGUGACAAAGCCGGAAAUCGGAAGCUAUUCAAUGUUCGGUACCAGAGUAAACUGUAGUUCACUUUGUUGGUUCUCGUUUCCAGCUAUAAUCGUUUCCCUGUGAGAAUAAUACGAAGCUGUAACGUUCUACAAUCUACUUUUAGCGUAAAACUAAUUUAUAUCGAUUUUAAUUGUGAAAUUGAUGAAUAUCUAGAAAAAAGGUCUAAGGAAGAUACCCUGAUGAAGUCUCUAUUGUAGGCGGUCGAAACGUAGAAAGCUACAACUCGCAAUGUUGAACAAUUUCACAAUUGAAAUAUUUCUCCAAAACGGAAUCAUUCUCUCGCAAUAUCUGUAAUAGAUUUUUAUCGAAAAAGCAAACACUUAAAAUGCUCAGUAAAACUUCUGUGUAGCAAUAUAUAUCUAUACAAAACCAACCACACUCACACUCAUAUAAGCAUGGAAUAUUAGUUUGAAUUCUCCUAACAACAUAACGAACAACAGUUGACGACAAUUGAUAGACGCGAUUAGUUCAUUAUCAAUACGCUUAUCGAGGAUAACAUUGAAACCAUCUUACAUUCCUUACAUUGACAACUCACGAAGCCCAAACUCACACGUUGAUGAAACCCAUUUGGAUGAGAUGUUUUCUAACAUUCUGAUUUGAGGAAACCACUUCUAUUCAACCACGCGGACUGUGUUAAGAAACUAAAAACAAAAACUAAAUUAAUAAGAAAACGAAACAAAAGCGGAUUUCGUGUGCUAAGUUUUGUGUCAUAUUAUCGUCAUGUAUAGAUUAUUAUGUAUAUUAUGGGGUAUAGUGAGAAUCGGAGAGCGGGAAGAAAAAAACCAAACAGUGUCGAAAACAUAGAAGAAAAUAAUGAAGAAGAAUUUGGGUUGAUAGGAGUAAGGAAGAAGGCAACAACCGGAAAACAACCAGAAGCGUGUCGUAAAACAUUGUGUCAAAACAGAAAAGAAACCGUUAAUAAAACACUUCAAUCUGUA